This is a messenger RNA of Oncorhynchus masou masou (cherry salmon), 2643 nucleotides long. Its product is annotated as transcription factor 21-like. The coding region runs from base 299 to 916 and encodes 205 amino acids. Gene Ontology annotation, molecular function: protein dimerization activity; DNA-binding transcription factor activity, RNA polymerase II-specific; RNA polymerase II transcription regulatory region sequence-specific DNA binding. The record is from RefSeq and is a predicted model, not a curated record. Gene Ontology annotation, biological process: regulation of transcription by RNA polymerase II; developmental process. The transcript has 2 exons. Lineage: Eukaryota; Metazoa; Chordata; Actinopteri; Salmoniformes; Salmonidae.
CAUAUGUGUCCUAAUUAGGUCCUUUUCAAUCCUUUAGAAUAUACGCGCGCCCCCUGCUGCGAGCACCCCGCGGCCAGACAUGGAAGCCCAGGAACUAUUUAAUGCUCGGGAUGUGCGCUGCGCGUGUCACACAGUCCAGAGAUUACAAGUGACGUGUAGCGUACAAUCAGACGGUCCUCACAAGCACUUUAUUUUGAACUAGGGACUUUUAAACUAGGCACCGAUUUCGUGUAGCGGGCUACACGUUUUCUCCUGCCGGGUAAAAACAGUUUAUUGAAUUGAACAAUAAUACUUUAAAAUGGAAGAUGUAUUAUUUGACUUGGAUCAAGAUGGCACUACAGACUUUGAUUUCUGGGGCCAAAUGGACCUUAACUUCCAGUUCCAGGCCCAGUUGGACAGUCUGCUCGUUGACUGCACCACGGUCACCGGCCAGCUUUCGCCAUGGUCCUCGUUCGGCGGCCAGUCCAUGUUCCCGGACGCGCAGCUGACCUUCACAGACCUGGACUCGCAGUCUCCCGGCCUUGGCGCUGGUGCUGAAGUGGACAGCUCCUCGGCGCACGAGCCCCACGAGAUGAGCAAGCGCAGGCCGCUGCGGUUUGUGCCCCAUCACCCGUACAAGAUCCAGCGACACGCCGCCAAUAUCCGGGAGAGGAAGAGGAUGCUGAGUAUCAAUUCGGCGUUCGAAGAGUUGCGGUGCCACGUGCCCACCUUUCCUUACGAAAAGCGCCUGUCCAAGAUUGAUACCCUGAGACUCGCCAUUGCCUACAUUGCCCUCCUGAGAGAAAUAUUGAUAUCCGGCUGCGACCCCAAGUCAUAUUUGGAUGAAUGCAUGAAGAAUGGUUACAAGAAUCAAACCAAUGCAAUAUGGAACACAAGUGAUCUGACAGCCCGGCUCUCCUGGAUAAAGUGGGAUUAACUCAGGAUGGAGCGACCCAAGUACGUAGGGGGGGGGGGGAUUUACGCCCUCUUCUCUGUCCGUGUCAAUGGCAGCAUCACAUCAGGGGCUGAGUGACAUCUGCAGACUUCUCACCAGGUCGUGCACCUCUCUCUGCAGCCAUCCGCGCCCGUCACAGCUUUUAUUAAUUGAAUGUGUUGUGGAUUGGUAAUUGAGUGUCAGUGUUUCUCUGGAGUUGCCCGUUGUUUUACAGUGAAUGGGGGACCGGGGGCAGACUCAAGCCCAUGGGGAUGGUGCUUGUCACAGGGGAGCGAAGCAGGCUGGCAUGGGACUGAAUUAACCUUGGUAAAAAAAAUCAAAAAAAAUCGUAUGGAGUAUGAUACUGAAGUGUUCAUUUGAAACCUUUUGCUGUUGUUCAUUAGACACUGUUACAAGGGACUUGAUAAUGUAAAUUAGACUGUGUGACACCCACAUUUCAGUAAGUUAAUUUAUCCCAAUUAAUUAAUCAUUGUAUUUAUUUUCAUUAAUUAAUGUAUUUAUUCGUCAAUUUGUUUAUUUACUUAUUAUUUUGUAUUGAUACUUUUGGUUCUUUUGUAUUAUUUUGAUGUAUUAACAUUCCUUUUUUAUUUAAUGAUUUAUUCAACUUUUCUAAUUUAUGGUUGCUAGUUGUUUAUAUUUAAGCAAUUAUGUAUUGUCAUCAAAUGGACCAUUUUGAUAUUCAUACUACUUAUUAUGAAGAUACAUGUAUAUUGUUUUUCUAGUGCUUGUGAGUAUUGAGGUGAAACUGUAAAGCUGGGUUGGACUGGGGAAUGGAUUUGUGCUUGAUGGCAAAUCAGGGAAUUCCUAACACAAUGAAAUUAGGCAGUAUGUUUUCCAGAUGAUUCCCCCCAUGCUGACUGUAUUCCUCUAUGUUGGUUAGGAGUUUGAAACGAAGAUGGAAUUAAUCCAACCAACCUGUGUGUAUUUGUAAUGGUUCCCGAAGCCCUGUUGGUGACAUUGAAUCUGCAGCUGUGGUGUCCAGGCCCACUUUAGAGACCUUUAGCUUUCCCUCUGCACACACACAGCAGCAUUUGGUUUAGCCAUUUCCCUUAUGGUUAAAAUACAUACUCAGGUGACUCCACAUUCUGUUCCCACUUAGCUGGCUCUAUUCACUGGGACCAGCUUAGCAAGGUCUCACUGACACUGUCACUGUAAAUGACUCCCAAUGUCAUCAUGUAAUCCAUGGAUGUCAAUGUAGUGCCUGUCUACUCAUCUACGUAUGGUUUAGUCAGAGACGUAGUAAACAGAGACAGAAGGCAUAUACCCAGUGCACACACUCCCUCUGUUCUCCUGCACGUGUACUUUUAGUGCUGCUAAUGACCCUCACUGGAAACAUUUACGCAGGAACACACAGCAAUAUGGGAAGUCCAUUUGGGUGGGGGAGACUUAAGGGGGGAUGGCGGUGAGGUUUCUCAGAGGACCCUAAAUGGGAGUGUCACCCCUCCCACAGGUGUGUGUGUGUGCGUGUGUGUGUCACCUGUGGAUCCAUUCCCACCACCUCCUUCAGGGUUACACCCUUUCUUUAACCACCACCUUACACCACUCCCCUCCAUGCCCCCUCUACCCCCCACCCCAUGUUACAUAGACAGGGCAGGUGUUGUCUUUACUCCCCCUUUGCUCCAUAGCCUACUGUACACCUGUUUUACUUGACUGUGGAUGUAAGUAAGUGCUUUACACUAUGGACUGUGAAAUAAAUAACUUUGUUAGUU